AUGGACGCUACGACACAGCUUGACACGGCUGCUGUCGUAGCUCAUCUGCGCGCAUCCCUGACGCAGAAGCUCCGAGAGCGAUUCCCGGAGAUGAAAGACGAGUCAAUUGACCGCAUCCUCGAUGCGACCUCACUCGAGCUGCAGAAGCAGAUGCUCGCCGAGUAAGUGGCUCUUUCCCACACCACACCACACAACCCAUCUCCGAAAUCUCCAUCUAACAGCACUUAGGGACCAAACCACCACAGAAACUCGCCCAAAUCUCCUGUCCCUCCCUGCUGAGCUCCGCAACACCAUCUACGAAUUGGUCCUCACCUCCGACAACCCCGUCCCUGUCACCCGCAAAGUUUUUCCAGCCUUACUACACACCUCUUCUCGCCUCCGAAAGGAAGCGGCCCCGAUCUAUUACCAGAGCAACACCUUCCACGCCCCAUGCUGCGACGAGCAUACGCAUCAGGAUCUCGUGAGGUUGGUCAAGUGGCUUGAGCUGAUAGGUCCUGUCCGCGCUUCUCAACUCCAGCAGCUGCGUCUGGAAUGCCCUUACACGAAAGCCACGCGCUUGGAGGAGUCUUUCCGGGCGGGUAUAUUCAGGAGGAUGGAGUUUAAAAAGUAUGGCGUUUCGAAGGAGCGGUUUGUCGUCGUGGAGACGUUCGUCGAUGAUUGA
Lecanosticta acicola is the source of this 661-nucleotide messenger RNA. Lineage: Eukaryota; Fungi; Ascomycota; Dothideomycetes; Mycosphaerellales; Mycosphaerellaceae. The record is from the annotation of a GenBank genome assembly.